Molecule: messenger RNA, 850 nt
Organism: Bacillus rossius redtenbacheri
Lineage: Eukaryota; Metazoa; Arthropoda; Insecta; Phasmatodea; Bacillidae
Gene: mRpL21
Product: large ribosomal subunit protein bL21m
Exons: 5
Coding region: 37-720 (227 amino acids)
Biological process (GO): translation
Cellular component (GO): mitochondrial large ribosomal subunit; ribosome
Molecular function (GO): structural constituent of ribosome; RNA binding
Source: RefSeq, a predicted model, not a curated record
ACCCAUCACUACUACCUAACUGGUAUUCUAUGCACAAUGGCGCUUGUAUUUCGAAAACAAAUGUUACAGAAAUGUUAUUCCAAAGUAAUUGCACCGUUGUUGGAAAAAGCAAUUAUUUACAGAAAUUUUAUUUCAAGUUCAGCCGGAAGACUCCCGGCGAUGGCCUGCGCGGAGCCGCUCGUGGCGUGCGUGACGAGGCAGCUGUCCCAGGGAGCCGUGCCGGAGGUCCUUGCUAAGCCGGUCCACCAGGAGGAGGUCGUGGAAGACCACGAACAAGAUGACCACAUCACGAGAGAUGUUAUAUCCAAGGUUAACAAACAGAUAGAGAGUAAAUCGCAUGGUCGACUAUUUGCCAUCGUCCACAUAUGUGGCAAGCAGUUCAAGAUCACUGACGAGGAUAUAAUUAUAAUAGAAGGUCACUGGCCACCAGAAAUGGGAGAUGAGUUGAAACUGGAAAAGGUUCUCAUGGUGGGAGGAUCUGACUUUACUCUUAUUGGACGCCCUGUUUUAUCUGCGGAACUUGUCACAGUCAAUGCCACUGUUAUAGAGAAGACCUUGUCAUAUGUGAAAACAAGAUUCAGGAAGAAGAAGAGGAAGCAGUACAUGAGGAUAAACUUCCAUCGUUCUCCAUAUACCAUGUUGAGAAUCAACACAAUUGAAAUUAAAGGCAAAGUCAAUGAGAAGAAAGAUGUUGAAGGAAUUGAGGAAAGGAUAUUUUAAAGUGCUCGAAGCAUUGAAAAAUAACACUUUUCUAUUCACUAGUGUGUGACAGUGACAUGAAUGUGAUGAGUAAUGUACAUAAUGUUACGAUAUUUCCACGCAACUUAAAUAAAUAUUUUUUAACAUUAAA